AUGAGUGAUGAGGAACAAUUGUUAACUCAGGCGAAAAAACGGCGCGAACGUGUGUUGAAGCAAUCGAGCUUCCGUAUGGAGGCGGUAGGCGGAAGUGACUUGGGGAGUCCGGUACCGGAUGCGAUGGAGAGUGAAGUGGUAUAUGAUGAAAGAAUCUUCAGCGUUCGUAAGGCACGAGUUGAAGCUGCCUGGUUCAUUUCUUUGGUCUUUGGAAGCGCUUAUUAUGGAGUCUAUUAUGACCGCGUACUCCGGCUAGACCAAAGCGGAUUAUACAUACAUCCCAUCCUACUAUUCGCACUCGGUGAAUUCAUCAAAUACCUUUUUAUAGUUAUGAAGAUGCCACAAACAGACAACUCAUAUGGUAUGGCACUAUCAAUGUUUUCCGAGGCGUUCAAGCUUAACCCGGUCAUGAAGAAACUCAUCAACAACGCUCCUGCACUCUGGAAUCAUUACAAAGUCAUAGGCGAUAUCGCAGGCGACAUCUGUCUUGCACUCCUCGUUAUCAGGUUCUUUAUGCUUGUUGCUAACUACCUCUAA
Messenger RNA from Gregarina niphandrodes, 537 nucleotides. Its product is annotated as putative transmembrane protein. The transcript has a single exon. The record is from RefSeq and is a predicted model, not a curated record. NCBI's taxonomy places the organism in Eukaryota, Apicomplexa, Conoidasida, Eugregarinorida, Gregarinidae. Bases 1 to 537 code for a protein of 178 amino acids.